This is a messenger RNA of Acipenser ruthenus (sterlet), 6125 nucleotides long. RefSeq names its product tetratricopeptide repeat protein 7A-like. Gene Ontology annotation, molecular function: protein binding. The record is from RefSeq and is a predicted model, not a curated record. Gene Ontology annotation, cellular component: plasma membrane. Bases 72 to 3038 code for a protein of 988 amino acids. Gene Ontology annotation, biological process: protein localization to plasma membrane; phosphatidylinositol phosphate biosynthetic process. Lineage: Eukaryota; Metazoa; Chordata; Actinopteri; Acipenseriformes; Acipenseridae. The transcript is spliced from 20 exons.
CACUCAGUCAGUAGUAGCGGCAGCGAGUGACUUCCUUGUUUUAAGAGUACAGGUAUUGUACUCGGAGCACCAUGGCAGCGCGACUCUCCUUCUCCCAGUACCGACUGGAGGCUGAAAUUGAGAGAUGUCGGGGCGAGUGCCAGUGGGACAGGAUCCCAGAGCUGGUUCAGCAGGUGAACCUCGCCAGAAUACACGAGCACGAUGACUUUGGGAUCCUGCUGUUGGCUGAGUCCCUGCUGGAGGAGUGUCUCCGGGAGAACACAGCCCAGCUCAGAGACUGCACUCCAUUAAUGGAAGACAAGCUGCCCAAGCUGCACCAAGCCAAGGCACACCUGAGCACCAUUCUGAACAGAGGCAAGCUGCAACCGAAGUACCUGAUUGAAGCCAUGCUGGUUCUGGCUAAGCUGCACUACGUCGAGGGCUCCCCGAGAGAUGCACUCAGCAUGUACGCCCGAGUGGGGCUGGAGAGCUUCGCCAUGGAGAACCAACAGCUCUACCAGAGCAGACUGCUGGCCGAAGCUCUGCUCAUUAAAGGCCUGUCUAUGGAGCGCCAGCACAUAUCUGCCGCCUCCCAGGCGCGCCUGUCAGAGAGGCAGGAGGAGGCCCUGUCCUGCUUCGAGAAGGCCUGUGACAUCACUCUGCUGUACCUGCAGGAGCUGGACAAGUCAGUAAGCAGUUCCCACUCCAAGGGUGUGAAGAGCAGUGGCUCAGCAUCGGAGUUCAGUCCCGGUUUCUUCCUGGAGGCGGCGCUGCAGAGCGCAUACGUCACGCACCUCAAGAAGGGCAACCUGGUGCGAGGGCAGAGAAGGCUGAGACAGGUCCUGAGAGCUGUGGAGUCAAAGGGCACGCUGAACUUCAAAAAGACUGCAGCGAGGCAGCUGGUAGAGGUGCUGCUGCACACGAUCAGUGAGGACUGCUACUGGAGCCCUUCCUCCGAGCCCCCCCCAGAGCUGCAGGCAACAGAGCCAUCAACCCACAUCAGCUACAUCCUGGACCGUGAGCCGGAGCAGUAUAGUGGAGACAAUCUGUUUUGCCCGCAGGAUAACAUAGAAGAGGCCCUGCUGCUGCUGCUGAUCAGCGAGUCAAUGGCAAACAGAGACAUGGUCAUCAGCCGAGCCCCUGACCAGCUGGAGGACCGGGCGGUCAGUCUGAAGGACACCUCUGCGGUCUAUGACCUGCUGAGCAUCGCCAUGGCCAGGAGGGGGCAGUAUGCAAUGCUGUCUGAGUGUUUGGAGCGGGCCAUGAAGUUCUCCUUCGAUGAAUUCCACCUCUGGUACCAGCUGGCUCUUUCGCUGAUGGCUUGCGGACGGUCGGCGAGCGCAGUGUCUAUGCUCCGGGAGUGCUCUAAGCUGCGACCGACUGACCCCACCAUCCCUCUCCUCGCUGCGAAGGUCUGCAUUGGACAGCUGCACUGGCUGGAGGAAGGAGAGGUCUUUUCCAGGAUGGUGGUUGACAUGGCGGAGGAAGCUGGAGAAUUCCUGGCCAAGGGACACCUGGCUCUGGGACUCUGCUACAGCCUGCAGGCCUCGGACGCUUCUCUGAAAGGUGAUCAGGAUAAACUAAACAGGAAGGCUCUGGAGACCCUGAAGAGAGCCCACAAGCUGGACCCAGAUGACCCUCGGAUAUCCCUGUACCUGUCUCUGCAGUUCGCUCUGGUCAGACAGAUCUCUGAUGCAAUGGCACCCCUGCAGCGGGCCUUGAAGGAUGGGAAGGAUGACUUGCACUGCUUGCACCUGUUGGCCUUGCUCUUCACAGCACAGAAACACUACCAGCACGCCAUGGACCUCAUCAACAUGGCCGUCAGCGAGCACCCAGACACCUUCAGGUACCCCCACAACACAGCACAGAAACACUACCAGCACGACAUAGACCUCAUCAAUAUGGCCGUCAGCGAGCACCCAGACACCUUCAGGUACCCCCACAACACAGCACAGAAACACUACCAGCACGACAUAGACCUCAUCAACAUGGCCGUCAGCGAGCACCCAGACAACUUCAGGUACCCCCACAACACAGCACAGAAACACUACCAGCACGACAUAGACCUCAUCAACAUGGCCGUCAGCGAGCACCCAGACACCUUCAGGUACCCCCACAACACAGCACAGAAACACUACCAGCACGCCAUGGACCUCAUCAACAUGGCCGUCAGCGAGCACCCAGACAACUUCAGGUACCCCCACAACACAGCACAGAAACACUACCAGCACGACAUAGACCUCAUCAACAUGGCCGUCAGCGAGCACCCAGACACCUUCAGCCUGCUGUUCACGAAGGUGAAGAUCGAAGCAGUUCUGCGAGGCCCUGAAGAGGCUCUGCUGACCUGCAGGGCAAUGCUGCGUCUCUGGCAGACCUCCUUCCACUCCUCGCGGUCCAGUGAAGGGGACGAGGGGAGCAGCGUGGACGAUUCCGCCCCUCUAAGCAGGAAACCCAGCGGACUGCACCUCAACCUGCCAGACUUCCAGGACCCCGAGACCGGCUCCCAGCGCACCCCCUCCAUCGCAGAAUCGCGGCUGGAACAGGCCAUGUCGGAGAUGUCAGCCUACAGCACCACGCAGAGGCAGGGGCCGGUGCAGAUGUGGACCACUCUGGAGCACAUCUGGCUGCAGGCUGCUGAGCUGUUCAUGGAGCAGCAGCAGCUGAAGGAGGCCUCGUUCUGUGUGCAGGAGGCGGGGGUGCUCUUCCCAGUGUCCCACGGCGUGCUGCUGAUGCGCGGCCGGCUGGCGGAGCUGAAGGGCAGCAUGGAGGAGGCCAAGCAGCUGUACGACAAAGCCCUGAGCAUCAACCCCCAGGGGGUGCGCAUCCUGCAGAGCCUGGGCCUGAUCCUGAACAGGAUGGGCCGGAGCAGCCUGGCGGAGAAGGUCCUGAGGGACGCUGUCCAGGCUCAGAACACGUCUCACGAGUCGUGGAAGUGCCUGGGGGAGGUGCUGCAGGAGCAGGGGAGGAGCGAGGCUGCUGCAGAGUGCUUCCUGACCGCCCUCGAGCUGGAGUCCAGCAGCCCCAUCAUGCCCUUCACCGUCAUCCCCCGGGAGCUGUAGACCUGCUCACACCACAACGCUCCCAGCGACAUUUACUAAGCUUCUACCCCACGUACAAUAAAAAGGGGCUCCACCUUAGAACCAAGAGUAAGAACACAGGAACAAUUUACGAACAAGAGGAAGUUGUUCUGUUUCUAGUAUCUAAUUAAUAUGAAAACUUUAAUGAUCCCAGUGAUUCGGCAUCAAGAACAUGGCUAGGUAACCCAGCUGUCAUACCGGUGUUGUGUUUUCUCCCCACCAAAAUCACUUAUAUAAGUUUGUUUUAUGUGAAGUGACAGCAUGUCAAGUGGGAAACUGAAUUCCCAAACGGCUUUUUUUUAAAUAUAUUUAUUUAUUUAUUUUUAUCUGCGAUUGAAUUCAGUCUGUCCUGCUAAGAGAUGAAUGUACUGUUUGAGACCCAUAAUAAAAUAUGCAUUGAUCAGUUUCCAUCAGUACCAGUCAGUUGGUAGCAGCCUGUUUAAAUGACACAUGCCAGAGGUCCAUUGGUUAAUAGAGGCUAUCAUAUCUUACAGGAUCGGAUUUGACAGGUUCUGCUGUAUUCAUAAAAUGUUUGUCAAAUGUGUUAUGACAUUUGUUCCAAUAAUACUACAAAAUUAUAUUAUUUAUGAUCUCAAUAAUUACAUUAAAAGUAAUGCCUACAAAUCACACACAUGCAGCUAGAAUGCUGAAUUUCCAGUUCCUUUCUGUUUGUAACUAAUGUUAUGACAACCUGUUGUGAAUGUCCUGUGGGUUCUCAAGGUGGCUCUGAAGGAUUCGGCACAUAGUUUUACAGUGUUCAGUAGCCUUUAUGAAUGCAACCUACUGAAGAGUUUAAUUGAAAUAAAGUUCUAACUAGGACAUGGACCCUUAGCAUACAUUAUAUAUGGCAGCCCAGCUGCUAAAGCAUUACUGUAUAGCAUUGUUCAAUUCUAAAGCAAGCACAGAACUAUGUUAUGUAAACUACUAUGGAUCAUAUUUCUAUCAUCUGUAUUGUAUACGUCUGCUGGAACAAAAUGCUGUAUUUUAUAUUGAAAUGGACGUUUUUAAAAAGGUUAAGCUGCUAUGCAUUUGAUACACAACCAGCAACAAAAGAUCCCAAGAUGCAUUGUAAAUAGCAUGGCAUCAGACCAGGGGGCACUAGUUUAUUUUGUGUCUUUAAAGACAAGGCUAUAUUUUUGGUGCUAAUACAUUCUGUAAUAAUAUCAUAUUGUACACGUCACAUUAAGUGUCUCUAAUUACUGUGUAUUUGCAUAGUCAUUGCUUACUAAAUACAUGUGUACUUACACUUAAUUACAGUUAUAUUGUGCAUAGUUACAAUGUACUUAAUGUAUAAAUCUAGUAUCUUUCUUUCCCAUUGCUGCAUAUUUCUGAUUUGAUUUUAUUUAAUUUUAAUUUAUGCAAUGUAUGUUAUUACUUGAUUUGAGUACUGGCUAUUUUGUCUUAUGCUAUGUUUUAUUGGUAAAAACAAUAUAUAAGGGGUGGGCACCAGUAUCGACAUGUUGAUAUGAUAUCGAUAUCGAUAAUAAUUUCCAUAUCGCAAUAUUGCGGGAUAAAAUAAAUUCAUGUACGCUCAGAGACAUACUUGUUAUUGCUAAUACUGCUAAAAAUACAAACGCAGUAUAAUCAAGUUUAUUUUAUAUUAAGAUAUAACAAACCCUAUACAUACCAAUCAUUGUCAGUCUUAUAGGCAAACACCACACACUAAAGUAUUAUUUAACCAUUUUAUUCCAUUGAUUGGCGUUUUUCUUUUUCUAAAAACCCGAUUAACAAAUGUAUUUCAAACAUUCAAUAGCUAUAAAUCCAGAAACACAGCAAAUCCACACCGUGUCCCCUCUCUCGUGUCCGCUACUCCCCUUUCUUCACCUGUUUCCUCUCACCGGCCAAUCCCUUACUGGAAACUAUAUCCUGUUUUCAAAAAGUGCGCGCAUCAACUAAUUAAGAAACAGGACCGUCUGUUUAAAAAUGAUACACACCUAUAAACAAACUUAACACAAACAAACAUAAUAAACAGGAAAAUCGGCUUAAAUAAUUAGAUGUGUAUAAUUUUUUUCUUCCAUUCAGAACGCGCUCACAAGGUACCAAACGCUAUUUGCAUGCUGCAUUAAUUAAGCACUAUUGGGAUUAUUUUGAGAUAUGCGCAUGCAUCAGUGUGGUUCAUUAAAUUUUUUCCAUGUGAUUACUUACACUGUUAUUAAUGUAUUUUUAAAAUGUGAACUUUUGGUAUUAUAAAUGAGUUGUACUUUUAAAACAUCAAAACACAUCUCAAAAUAAUGCAACAUUCAGCCUGACACUAAUACUUUCAGAUGUGUCGUGCAUUUAUACGCAGAGAAGAUAAAAUUACUUCUGGAUUGUCUAGCCUUCGCAGUGAAGUAUAGAAAUAUUUCAGUUUUGAGGUGGCUGGUGAUGGCAUGGAAUAGUAAAACAAUAUAACAAGACCUUGUUUUUCUCCAUGUAUAUUGUGAAGCAAAGUUAAGUUAAAGUAAGUUAUUGCUUUUCUUAUGUAAAUAUCUGUUAACGUCUAUAUGUAUAUGUUUCAUAUUGCAAUUGUGUUAUUAUAAUUUUCUGUGUUUUGGAAGACUUCGAUAUUAUUGAUAUCGAUAUACAAUUUUCAUAUCGAUGCCCACCCCUAUAAUAUAUAUAUAGUGGCAGACUAGGGGGAGGAAGGGGAAAAUAUGUAGUACAGGGAGGGGAAAAGAACUACAUCCCCCAGAAUGCCAAUGCCAGGAUGAGGAGCACCUGGCUCCAAUUGAUUUAAGCCCUGCUUAAAAGUUGUGGAAACCCUGCAGUCAGAGCUGUGUGCCAGACAGUCACCAGUCUGUGUGAAGCAAGGCUGUCACCGUGAAGAAACCUGUGUGGUUCAGAAAGCUGCUGUGUGAACCUUUUUGUGUUUUGCUGUGUGAACCUUUUUGUGUUUUGCUGUGUGAACCUUUUUGUGUUUGGUGUGUGUUAAAAGUGUUUUGUGAAACCGGUAAACAGCUUAGCUAUCCGGCGAUAGUUAGUGGAGAAACAAAAGUUUAGUAAGUGCUCCACGUGGGAGUUAGGUGUUUGUUUUGUUUUUGUUUUAUUUAUUGUAAAUAAUAAAAGUGCAUGCAAGUGCUAAACAUGCAA